AUGGAUAGGGCAGUGGACUACCGCGCCGAUCACUGGCAGUCCUUUUAUCUUGCUCAAGGACCCACCAUGCAAUCUGGUUUUACAGGCCAAACCAUGCUUACCAAGACAUCCCGCAAAGCUUGGGUCAUUCCUGGCCUACCACGUUCUGCUCCAUGGCAGUCACCCAGCAACAUGCGUGAUGGGGAGUAA
Paracoccidioides lutzii Pb01 is the source of this 189-nucleotide messenger RNA. RefSeq lists its product as hypothetical. Bases 1 to 189 code for a protein of 62 amino acids. The record is from RefSeq and is a predicted model, not a curated record. The transcript has a single exon.